AUGACCUUACCUAAAGGCGGGAUUACGACUUAAGCCACGUUUUGACACCACGUAUUUUCUUGAGGUCUCUCCAAAGAUGGUUGUAUAUCACGACCGAAACCUAAUCAUCAACUACAUUCCAACAUCAGUUACAGAUGCUGAUUUGACCAACUUGUUCUCAUCUGUCGGUGCCAUUAAAACCUGCCGGAUAAUUCGAGACCGAAAUAACGGGUCCAGCUUUGGCUUUGGGUUUUGUGAGUACGAAGAUUCCGACUCUGCUCAUAAGGCUAUCACACGCUUUAAUGGUUACCGAAUCGCCGAUAAGAUUCUGAAAGUUUCACUAGCUAAGUUGCAAGGACGACUUUGUCAAAGCUCAAAUUUAUACGUUAAAAAUUUCCCACCUACACUCACCGAACACGAUUUGACAACAGAAUUUGGACAGUUUGGUCCUAUUGUCCAGUGUCGUAUAUUGCGUGAUCACGAUACGAAUGUUUCUAAAGGGAGUGCCUACGUACUGUUCGAGAAUCCUGCUGAUGCCGAAGCAGCAAAGCGUUCUCUAGAUGCACGUGUCUGGCCCGGAUCUACUGAUAAUCAGAUGUUGUCUAUAAAGUUUGCCACUCCACCUUAUCGACAAUCGGUUAGUUUGACAAAAUCCAGAAACAACUUCAGAAGACCAUUUUUGCAUCAACAAAAUCUGCGAAACGGUCAGUUGUCUGCUCACUUAUCACCGCAGUCAAAGCCUUCAGUUCCUGAAGUUUAUACACCUUCCUGUCCACAAUUACCUUACAUUCCUAACAAUUUAUGUACAGCAUUGGCCCACUCUGUCCAGGGGUCACUAUUGCAAUCUCCUGUUAUCCAACCACAACUAAAUCCACAGGGUCUGUUAUGGAGUAAUGAUUACUCCAAUAAUGAGUAUCAGAAUCCCUCUUCUGCCUUAAAUGUAACUUCUGGUUACUUGGCCCCGUACUUCUAUUCACAACAACCUUAUCCAAAUCUUUGGCUACCUCUUCAACAGAACUAUCUUAAUCAAAUCCCUUUGAAUACUUUAUGUACAAAUCAGUUGGAAAGUUAUGGAAAUUCAGUCCAAGGUUGUCCUAUAAUUACCAACGUUCAAAAUACAUUUUAUCCUACUUCAAGUCAGCAACAAUCCAAUUUACCUACUAAGAUAUCUGAUGUGACUUGUAAGCAAUCAAACAACUUUUCCCAUUUCAGUCGGCCGAAAUCCACUAAAAUUGACAAAAAUGAAUCUACAUCUGUAUACAUAUAUAAUAUUGGAAACAUGACUGAAGCACAAAUAUUUGUUCUGUUCUCGCAGUUUGGACCAGUCUUAAAUGUUUCUGUACCGAAAGAUUACAAAACAAAUUCCUCCAGAAACUUCGGUUUCGUUACGUAUAGUAAUUUUCAAAGUGCCCAAAACGCUAUAGAUAUAAUGAACGGAUCACUUUUAUCUGGUAGGCGAUUACAGGUUUCAUUUCGUCAAAGUAAAGGAAAGUGGACUAAAUAUGGAAGUCUCAGUAACAGUAACACUUUAGAAAAACCUGUUUCGAAACAGAAAGAGAACAUUCCAGACUCUGGAUGUCACAGUCCGCAGUUGUCAAGUGAAAAAUUAGAUGUUACUAAUAUUUUACCUUCCAACAAUCUCCAAGUUUCAGAGACGAUCGAGGCAUUAGGGAAUUUGAAUAUAUCUAAUGGAAACAAUAUGGCCUCCUCUAAAGUCUAACAAAAUUAUGUAAACUAUACAUCAAAAAGUUAAUUUACCAGACUAUGAGCACGAACGUAUUUUUUUCUUGUGAAACAUUUACUUUAAUUUCAAUACAUUUUCCAUAUAAAUGACACCAUGUACAUAUACAUACAAUAUUAAUUUUACUGACGAUAAAUGUUUAUUAUUACAACGGAA
Molecule: messenger RNA, 1876 nt
Organism: Schistosoma spindalis
Lineage: Eukaryota; Metazoa; Platyhelminthes; Trematoda; Strigeidida; Schistosomatidae
Source: the annotation of a GenBank genome assembly